This is a messenger RNA of Knipowitschia caucasica, 321 nucleotides long. The record is from the annotation of a GenBank genome assembly. NCBI's taxonomy places the organism in Eukaryota, Metazoa, Chordata, Actinopteri, Gobiiformes, Gobiidae.
AUGGGCGAGUACAAAGACACAAAGGAAGAGAGGGGACAGACGCCGGAGAUGGACAAUGAGGUGGCGUGGUGGGGUGUGAAGUACAGUGGCGGGAACAGCGACUCAUUUUGGCACCUCAAAGAACAUCCAGAAAUGCGGAAACGCGAGCUCGACACCUGGACGUUUAGACGCGGCUGCUGCCCUCGCCGUCUUCACGCCACCGCCUGCCAUUUCCUGUCAACGUCAACUUCCCCUUCGCAGAACUCACUCAAGAUUCAGGUGUGGAGUCUGCUGCGAGAGCCACACAUGGGGAGAAGGGAAGAGGAAGUGGUGGUACAGUAG